AUGCCCUUCAUACAAGCAGGUCGCCAUAGCCUUCACUACGCAGACUCCCACCCAUCCGGUCCCCCAACAUCCUCCGCCCUUACAUUCAUCUUUAUACACGGACUCGGCUCUUCGCAAAACUACUAUUUCCCCAUCAUCCCUCAUCUGAACCCUCACCACCGCUGCAUCACCAUCGACACCUACGGUGCCGCCCGUUCGCCGUUUACCGGGGACACCAUAUCCAUCACCAGUAUCGCAGAAGAUGUCAUUGGCGUACUUGACACACUCAAUGUGGCCAAGGCCGUAGUGGUUGGCCAUUCGAUGGGCGGGCUGGUCGUUAUCGAGCUCGGCGCUAAAUUUCCGGACCGUGUGAUGGGAAUCGUGGCUAUCGGACCAACUCAUCCAUCUGAGAAGCUGGGUUCGAUUAUGAAUGUGAGGGCUGAAACAGUGCUAGAAGCCGGCAUGGAACCCAUGGCCGAAUCCAUCCCGUCCGCUGCUGUCGGUUCACGCAGCACCCCGCUCCAAAGAGCGUUUAUUCGAGAACUCCUGCUUGGCCAGAAUCCGAGCGGUUAUGCAGCUCUCUGUCGAGCAAUUUCGAAUGCCCCAGUGCCGGACUACGCUGCUGUUCACGCGCCAUUUCUGCUUAUUGCGGGGGAGGAGGACAAUUCUGCGUCCAUGGAGGGCUGUCAGCAUAUCUAUCAGCAUGUGUCGAGUGAGAAGAAGCGGAUGGAUGUUUUGUCGGGGGUGGGACAUUGGCAUUGUAUCGAGUCGUCGGAUGAAGUUGGUCGGUUGAUUGUUUCUUUUGUUUCAGAUUUAUCUCGAUGA
Penicillium oxalicum is the source of this 804-nucleotide messenger RNA. Its product is annotated as alpha/beta fold hydrolase. The record is from RefSeq and is a predicted model, not a curated record. Bases 1 to 804 code for a protein of 267 amino acids. Lineage: Eukaryota; Fungi; Ascomycota; Eurotiomycetes; Eurotiales; Aspergillaceae. The transcript is spliced from 2 exons.